AUGUUGAUGCCAAAGGAAGAUAGAACUCUGAUCCACAGAUACUUGUUUCAAGAAGGUGUUGUCGUCGCAAAGAAGGACUUCAACCAGCCAAAGCAUGAAGAAAUUGACACCAAGAACUUGUACGUCAUCAAGGCUCUACAGUCCUUGACCUCCAAGGGUUACGUCAAGACUCAGUUCUCUUGGCAAUACUACUACUACACCUUGACCGAGGAAGGUGUGGAAUACUUGAGAGACUACUUGCACUUGCCUGAACACAUCGUCCCAGGUACCUACAUCCAAGACAGAUCUCAAAACCAAAGACCUCAAAGAAGAUACUAG
Messenger RNA from Huiozyma naganishii CBS 8797, 318 nucleotides. RefSeq names its product 40S ribosomal protein eS10 (gene RPS10A). Gene Ontology annotation, cellular component: cytosolic small ribosomal subunit. Bases 1 to 318 code for a protein of 105 amino acids. Gene Ontology annotation, molecular function: structural constituent of ribosome; RNA binding. The record is from RefSeq and is a predicted model, not a curated record. The transcript has 2 exons. NCBI's taxonomy places the organism in Eukaryota, Fungi, Ascomycota, Saccharomycetes, Saccharomycetales, Saccharomycetaceae.